CAAUCACACAAAGAAGCUGAUGGAGAAAGAAGAAAAACUGUGCGUAAAGAUUCUCCAGACCCUCCGAGAGAUGCUGGAGAAGAAGGACAGCUUUGUGGAGGAGGGUCGCACAUUACGAAAAAUACUCUUGAACCGGUACCUCAAAGGCGAUUACGGGGUCGGCAUGAAUGGACACCUAGUGGGAACCCACUCCAAGACUUCGCAAGGAGGAGCAGGCUUCUCUGGACAGGACUCAGACAAGACGGGAAUUUCAGUGUCCGAUAUCCAGUGUCUGUUGGACAAAGAAGGCGCCUCCGAACUUGUCAUUGAUGUCAUCGUGAACACCAAAAACGACAGGAUCUUCUCCGAAGGCAUCUUGCUGGGCAUUGCCCUGCUCGAAGGAGGAAACACACAAACCCAGUAUUCCUUCUACCAACAGUUACACGAGCAAAAAAAGUCAGAAAAAUUCUUCAAAGUUCUCUAUGAUCGAAUGAAGGCUGCUCAGAAGGAGAUCAGAUCCACAGUGACGGUUCACACCACAGACUUAGGGAGCAAGAAGAGAGAAGAGGGCAGUGACCUCGUGCCGUCUGGGCCUCGGGUGAGAGUGAGAGACUCAACGCUGCAUUUGAAGGAGGGGGUGAAAGGGCAGUUAACAGAGGCGUCUUCAGCAACGUCCAAAGCGUACUGUGUGUAUAGAAGAGAAAUGGACCCAGAAAUAGACAUGAUGUGCCCGGGACCAGAAGCAGGAAGCACGGAGGAAAAAUCCGCAGAGGAAGUGACCAUGAGUCCUGCCAUCACAAUCAUGCGGCCCAUCCUAAGGUUUCUCCAGUUACUUUGUGAGAAUCACAACCGGGAGCUGCAGAACUUUCUGAGGAAUCAAAACAACAAAACAAAUUACAACCUCGUCUGUGAGACCCUUCAGUUUUUGGACUGCAUCUGUGGAAGUACCACGGGUGGGCUGGGUCUCCUGGGACUCUACAUCAACGAGAAGAACGUAUCUCUAGUCAACCAGACCCUGGAGAGCUUGACCGAGUACUGCCAGGGCCCAUGCCAUGAAAACCAGACCUGUAUCGCUACACAUGAAUCGAACGGUAUUGACAUCAUCAUUGCUUUGAUUGUGAACGACAUCAACCCUCUUGGCAAAUACCGGAUGGAACUGGUGCUGCAGCUGAAGAACAACGCCUCCAAGCUUUUGCUGGCCAUCAUGGAGAGCAGGCAUGACAGAGAGAAUGCAGAGAGGAUUUUGUUCAACAUGAGACCCAGGGAGCUGGUGGACGUCAUGAAGAAUGCCUAUAACCAAGGACUGGAGUGUGACCACGGGGACGAGGAGGGCGGGGACGAUGGUGUUUCCCCAAAGGACGUUGGACACAACAUCUACAUUCUGGCCCAUCAGCUGGCUCGUCACAACAAAGUGCUGCAGCAAAUGCUAAAGCCAGGGUCGGACCCGGAGGAAGGGGACGAGGCCUUGAAGCAUUAUGCCGACCACACUGCGCAGAUCGAGAUUGUCCGGCACGACAGAACUAUGGAGCAAAUCGUUUUUCCUGUCCCCAAUAUCUGUGAGUUCCUCACUCGGGAGUCUAAGUGCCGCGUGUUCAACACAACAGAGCGUGAUGAGCAAGGAAGCAAAGUGAACGACUUUUUCCAGCAAACCGAAGACCUCUACAGCGAGAUGAAGUGGCAGAAGAAAAUCAGGAACAACCCCGCCCUCUUCUGGUUCUCCAGGCACAUCUCUCUCUGGGGGAGCAUCUCUUUCAACCUGGCUGUGUUCAUCAACCUGGCUGUGGCUCUCUUCUACCCAUUUGGAGAUGAUGGAGAUGAAGGCACGCUCUCCCCGCUGUUCUCCGCCCUCCUUUGGAUCGCGGUUGCGAUCUGCACAUCCAUGCUGUUCUUCCUCUCCAAGCCUGUGGGAAUCCGGCCCUUCCUUGUUUCUGUCAUGCUACGAUCAAUAUACACCAUCGGUCUGGGGCCCACGCUGAUACUGCUUGGUGCUGCUAACCUUUGUAAUAAGAUUGUAUUCCUGGUGAGUUUUGUGGGAAACCGUGGCACGUUCACGCGAGGGUACCGAGCGGUCAUCCUGGACAUGGCUUUCCUCUACCACGUGGCGUACGUCCUGGUUUGCAUGCUGGGUCUCUUUGUCCACGAGUUCUUCUACAGUUUCCUGCUUUUUGACCUGGUGUACAGAGAAGAGACUCUGCUCAAUGUCAUCAAAAGCGUCACUCGGAACGGCCGCUCCAUCAUCCUGACUGCGGUGCUGGCCCUCAUCCUGGUCUACCUGUUUUCCAUCAUUGGGUUCCUGUUUUUGAAGGACGACUUCACCAUGGAAGUGGAUAGACUGAAAAACAGAACUCCAGUCACAGGUAAUCAUGGAGUUCCUACCAUGACCUUACCUUCCAUGAUGGGAGCCUGCCUGAAGGAGAACUGUUCACCUACCAUACCAGCCUCAAACACAGCUGAUGAAGACAGUGAAGAUGGGAUUGAGAGGACGUGUGACACUCUGCUGAUGUGCAUUGUCACAGUGCUGAACCAGGGUCUCAGGAACGGCGGUGGAGUGGGGGAUGUGCUCAGACGGCCAUCCAAAGAUGAGCCCUUGUUCGCUGCCCGGGUGGUAUAUGACCUCCUUUUCUUCUUCAUCGUCAUCAUUAUCGUUCUUAACUUGAUUUUUGGUGUUAUCAUCGACACCUUUGCGGAUCUCAGGAGUGAGAAGCAGAAGAAAGAGGAGAUUCUCAAGACGACCUGCUUCAUCUGUGGCCUGGAGCGGGACAAGUUUGAUAAUAAGACAGUCUCGUUUGAGGAGCACAUCAAGUCGGAGCACAACAUGUGGCAUUAUCUGUACUUCAUCGUCCUGGUGAAGGUCAAAGACCCGACUGAAUACACCGGCCCCGAGAGCUACGUGGCUCAGAUGAUCGUGGAGAAGAAUUUAGACUGGUUUCCCCGGAUGCGAGCCAUGUCGCUUGUUAGCAACGAAGGUGACAGUGAGCAAAAUGAGAUUCGGAACUUGCAGGAAAAGCUGGAAUCGACCAUGAGCCUGGUGAAGCAGCUGUCGGGGCAGCUGGCAGAGCUGAAGGAGCAGAUGACAGAACAAAGAAAGAAUAAGCAGAGACUGGGUUUCCUGGGAUCAAACACACCCCAUGUGAACCAUCACAUGUCACCGCACUGACACCACGGGGGACGCCUGACCAGCCUUUCAUCGGAUGCCUGCCUCUUUGCUGAAGGAAGGACGGAGCUGGAGGGAGCGAACAGUGCCUAUUGUUGAAAAGUUAAAAACAACCAAGUGCCAAGAUGCUGAGCCCUUUAGCUCCAAGAACAAUCUGUAACUGUGUUUUCACGCUUGAGCAGACCCAAGCGAAAAGGCAGCCCGGGGCACAGACUCUCAGGGCAGCCAGAAGGAACCCGUGGGCUGGCGAGGGUGGGAGAUCCUGAGUCAUAGGAGAGAGCAGGAUCCCUCUGCUCAACCCAUAGGACUCAGACUUGCCUAACAGGCUGUCUGCAGCCUCCGUUAUGGUUGGUUGGAAUUGAUUUCUUUUAAUUGUGGCACCCGGGUCAGUGAGACAGGGAGCUUUGGUAGCUAAGUUUUAUUAAGGAAAAAUUUAAAAGAUUAAAAAUGAGAGUUAAAAAGAAACCCUGUUAUGCUUCUCAGCCCUACCUGUGACUGGAGAUGAUGGAACACAGUGGACAUGGGGCUGUACACCUCAAACACUGACAACGUAACUGGAACAUUCCUGCGUUUUCAGGAAUGCAUAUGGGUUCUAUGCAGGGGCUGCACAAAAAGAAAUUUUCAUAGAACUUGCUGGGAAUAUGUUUAAAGUCAUGUGUCGGCUAAGAUCAUUAAAGAUCUAGAGAAGAAAACUGACCAUAAGCCUCAGGGAAUAAUGUGUUGAGCACAUGUGCUAUUAAAAAUACUGAUAUUAAUAAACGAGAAACACAGGUGACAGGGAUAUUGAGACACGAUGAUGGCCUGGCCUUUUAUAAACGAGUGAAAACAACUUGAUUUAUAUUUGUGGUGCUUAAGAAACAAUGUUUUUGUUCAGUUACUACAGCUGAGGGACAGGACAUCUAAGAACUAUAUCAAAUACACACACACACAAAAAAAACAUUUCAGUGGCAUAUUUAAGACUGUUACAGUAAGGGCGAUUCAAAAUAGAAACAGAUCAUUUCUUCCCCAAACUGCUUUUCUGUUGAAUCAUGCGACCAGAAUUUAUUGAGAGAGAAAGUAAGCUUGGUGGUUAGAUUAUUUUUGGAGACUGCACAUUUGAAAGAUUAGAACAAAAUACAGUGAAAGUGUUAGAAAAAUUGCAGAAAAACUUCUUUGUGGAGAGGGCCGGUGGCCACGACUCCGCUCCCUGAGGAAGGCCUUACACAUUGCAGUCUUCCAGGCGUAGCCACCAAGGGCAACGUGAGGUUUUCUGUGACAACUUUUAAAGCUUUUGGGUGUUCCAAUACAGUUUUAACUGUUGGUGCCUAAAACUGUCAGAUCCUGGGUCUGUAUAGACAUUCAAGAAACCUGAGUGGGCCCUUCUCACGCUCUUUGGAUGUAGACUUGGGAUCCGGCUGUUGGACCCGGAGUGAUGAAUUUAGAACUGAAUCUAUUGGUACACUCACACACACACACCAGGACCACCCCAAAUUAAGGAAUGCCCUCAGCUAGGGCAGUAUUUUUUUAAGCCCAUAUUUGAAUGACUCUGACUCCUGUGAUCCACAGAUACUGUGAGACAAGUACAGGCAGUAGGGACCUUUGACCCAACCUGGCAUGUCAGAGACUUGCCAUUCCUUACCCUUAAUUCUUCACUAGAACUUUAAGCAAUAACCACAACAUUAUAUUUUAGUAUCCCCAAAAUCACACCAAGGCAGCCACUUUUAAAACCCAAGGCCAUAUUGCUGUUAACAAUAUCAGGUAAAGGUACAUUUGGCGGGGCUGGAGACAUGCUCAGCAGUUAAGAACACUGUUCUUCCAGAGGACCUGGGUUCGAUUCCCAGCACCCACAUGAUGGCUAGCAACCAUCCAUGACUGCAGUUCCAGGGGAUCUGAUACUCUCUUCUGACCUCCUUGGGCAUUGCAUGGCAUGGGUGCACUAACAUGCAUGCAGGCAGUAUACUCAUACACAUAAAAUAAAAAGCUUUUUUAAAAGUACAUUUGGCAAGAGGAGAGAGAAGUGGUAAGUAAAUGUGUUGCCAUGUGGGCGCCACCCGGGUCACCACGGAAGAAAAGAGCCCCAAUGUUGAACUAAAAGUGGAAAGACUGAAUUAGCUUGCACAGGUGUGAGCAGCCUCUUUUAGAGGCUGUUCGAACUGGUCUUUCCUGACUCAAUAAUGGUUGGUUCUGUAGGGAAUAAGGUAUGUAACUGACUGAACCUCCUAGCCACUGAGCCAGCUGCAGCCAGCCACUGUUUGAGGCACAUUUUUCUCCUAAGUAAACAUCCAAAAGAGACCCUAAUAACGAGACUCUUUAUCAAAAUUUUUUUAAAAUGUAGCUCAUUUUGUUUUUGAGACAGGGUCUCCCUGUGGCCCCAGUUGGCCUAGAACUCACUAUGUAGACCAGGCUGCCCUCAAUCUCACACAGAUCUGCCCGCCUCUGCCUCCCAAGUCCUGGGAUCAAAGGUGUGCACCACCACGCCUGGUUUAAGCUGUAAUUUUAAUGUCUUUCUUACCUACAUGAUUAGAGAUUAUUUUAAAAAAGCUAAACAAAAGGCACUUUCCAGGACACUGAAUUCAUGAAGAAGUU
Messenger RNA from Nannospalax galili (Upper Galilee mountains blind mole rat), 5698 nucleotides. RefSeq names its product inositol 1,4,5-trisphosphate receptor type 2. Gene Ontology annotation, molecular function: monoatomic ion channel activity. The coding region runs from base 20 to 3136 and encodes 1038 amino acids. Gene Ontology annotation, biological process: calcium ion transport; transmembrane transport. Gene Ontology annotation, cellular component: membrane. The record is from RefSeq and is a predicted model, not a curated record. NCBI's taxonomy places the organism in Eukaryota, Metazoa, Chordata, Mammalia, Rodentia, Spalacidae. The transcript is spliced from 21 exons.